Erinaceus europaeus (western European hedgehog) is the source of this 2100-nucleotide messenger RNA. RefSeq names its product keratin, type I cytoskeletal 42-like. Gene Ontology annotation, cellular component: keratin filament. The record is from RefSeq and is a predicted model, not a curated record. NCBI's taxonomy places the organism in Eukaryota, Metazoa, Chordata, Mammalia, Eulipotyphla, Erinaceidae. Gene Ontology annotation, molecular function: structural molecule activity.
UACCUUCUCCCUGAAUGCUGAGUGGGGGGCCAGGCCAGGCCAGGCCUGUAGCGCCUUGUUCCAGGCCCUUUCUGGUUUCCAGGGCUGGGUUCCAGAUAACCCCAGGAAUGAGCUGUGUCUGAGGAUGGUGGAUCACCCUAGCCUGGGGCUGUGGCUCCAACAUCACCUUUGUUCCUCAGCACAGGGUGCUGCUGUGGCCUCCGUGCCCAGGCUGGACUUGGGCAGUUGGGGGGCCUGCAGGAUGUGCUCAUGUGUCCAUCCUGGGCCCCGGGCCCUAGGCAGAGGGCACAGAAGCAAAUUACACAGCUGGGGUUUUGGCUCUGACUUCAAGGGUCAGGAGCCUUCCCCCUCCUUCAGACUGUCUAUAAAGAGCUGCCUGGGGUCUCCAUGCAGAUCAGAUCCUACAUUGACCCAUGGAUGUCAUGGCUACCUCCAUCACCAGCACCUGCCAGUUCUCCACCUCUGGCUCCGUCAAGGACCUAUGUAUGCCCAGCAGUGGUGGGGGAAUUUCUCGAGUCUCCUUAGUCCGUGUUGGGGGUGCUUGCCAGGCCUCCAGCCUUCUGGGAGCAGGCAGCUGUGGCAGCAUGUCGGUCACCUCCUGCUUCUCAGCGGGUUUAGGGGGCAGUCAUGGUGGGGGCUACACCUGCAACCUGGGUGGGGGCUUUGGCUCCGGCUUUGGGGUGUCAGAUGCCUUGCUAGGGGGUGGUGAGAAGGUGACCAUGCAGAAUCUCAACGACCGCCUGGCCUCCUACCUGGACAAGGUGCGUGCCCUGGAGGAGGCCAACGCCGACCUGGAGGUGAAGAUCUAUGACUGGUACAAGAAGCAGAGACCUGGGCCGGCCCGUGACUACAGCCACUAUUUCAAGACCAUUGAGGAUCUCUGGAGCAAGAUUCUGGCGGCUACCAUGGACAAUGGCAGCUACGUGCUGCAGAUUGACAACACCCGCCUGGCUGCUGAUGACUUCCACACCAAGUAUGAAACGGAGCUGAACCUGCACAUGAGUGUGGGGGCCGACAUCAACGGCCUGCGCAGGGUGCUGAAUGAGCUGACCCUGGCCAGAGCAGACCUGGAGAUGCAGAUCGAGAGCCUGAAUGAGGAGCUGGCCUACAUGAAGAAGAGGAGAGAUCUCUGGCAUCUAGGAGCCUCCAGGCUCAACCCAAGGAUAGGGACCCAUCUGGUAAUUUAUUUAUUUAUUUAUUGGGGGAUUAAUGCUUUACAAUUGACAGUAAAUACACUAGUUUGUACAUGCAUAACAUUUCUUAGUUUUCCGCAUAACAAUACAACCCCCACUAGGUCCUCUGUCAUCCUGGAAAUGAAUGCCCUUCGAGGCCAAGUGGGUGGGGAUGUCAGCGUGGAGAUGGACGCCACUGGGGUGGAUCUGAGCUGCAUCCUGAACGAGAUGCGUGAGCAGUAUGAGAAGAUGGUGGAGAAGAACCGCAAGGAUGCCGAGGACUGGUUCUUCAGCAAGACAGAAGAACUGAACCGUGAGGUGGCCACCAACACCGAGGCUCUGCACAGGACCGAGAUCACUGAGCUCCAUCGCUCUGUGCAGAACUUGGAGAUUGAGCUGCAAUCCCAGCUCAGCAUGAAAGCAUCUCUGGAGGACAGCCUGGCAGAGACCGAGGCGCGCUACGGGGCGCAGCCCCAGCUGCAAGGGCUCGUCAGCAGCACUGAGCAGCAGCUGUGUGAGGUCUGUUGUGACAUGGAGCGCCAGAACCACGAGUACCAGAUGCUGCUGGACGUGAAGUGUGGUCUGGAGCAGGAGAUAGCCACAUACCGCCGCCUGCUGGAGGGCGAGGAUGCUCACUUGGCCACCCAGUACUGGUUGUCGAUGACCAGCCGCCAGGUGCGCACCAUUGUGGAGGAAGUUCAGGAUGGCAAGGUGGUCUCCUCCCGAGAGCAGGUGCGUCGGUCCACCCACUGAGUCCCUGUCCCACCUGUGGCAGCCCACCUUCUGCUCCCAGCCAGCCACUGAGGCAGCCCUAGUACUUAUCUGGGCUCCUACUGCCUUUCUGUAUCUGCUUCCUGCACCCCCUCACUCAGGAGGCCCUCCUAGGUUUAUCUUAGUAACUGCCAUUAAAGUUUUACCCAAAGUCUAA